Messenger RNA from Cuscuta epithymum, 2074 nucleotides. The record is from the annotation of a GenBank genome assembly. NCBI's taxonomy places the organism in Eukaryota, Viridiplantae, Streptophyta, Magnoliopsida, Solanales, Convolvulaceae.
UUAAAUGAAUCAAAUGAGUAUCAUAACUAUACAUGAAUGUUUCAAUUUACAAUAUUGUUCAAAUUUGCGGUAAAAAAAUCUUAUAUGCAAUCAGAUUUUCAUGUGCGGUAAAAAAAAUCUUAUAUGCAAUCAAAUUUUCAUGUGUAGAAUCCACUGCACAUCGAUGACAAGAACAAAAGUAAGGUGAAGUGGACUUUACACAUAAGGUGAAGUGAUAUUUUGGCCGGAAAUUUGAAAAAAAAUUGUCAAUUGAAACAUUUAUGUGUAAUUAUGAUACUGAUUUGAUUCAUUUAAAAAUUAAGAUAUCAAAACGCAACAAUACCAAUAAUUACGAACAAUACCAAUAAUUAAGGUAUCAUUUAUGCAUUUCACCGUAUGUAUAUAUCACACAAAAAUUGCUUCAAAUAGGAUUAUAACAUAGACAAAGUGGACAUAUAAGAGUAUCUAUAUUUUUCUCGACUUAUUUGAUCCUUUGAAUGAUAAAAACACUUUUCUCGACUUAUUUGAUCCUUUGAAUAAUAAAAAACUUCCCCAAUGAGAAGUACAUGAGUCAUAUUUUAGGAAGAAGGAAACAAUGAUUGUCUUAUAUGCACAAUUUGUGUAUAUGUGCAAUUUGUGUAUGUUUAGUCAUGUUUAAGGAAUUUUCUCUUACCAUUCCUUAUACGUAGUAUCUCACAUUCUCAUGAAUCAUGAUGUAUGAAUGAUGUCAAAUAUUUAAGCAUAAAUUAAGUAAACUUCUUGAGGUUUUCUUACACACUCCCAAAGAGACCAGUUUUUGGGACGAGGCUCUAAUUAAAUGUAUCUUGUGUUCUACCGCUGCCCUGUGAAAGAGUAAAAAAUCGCGCUCCAAGGCUCCAAAGGUAAUUUUAGAAACUACUACUUAUGAGACAAUAUUAUUACAAUAUUAGGAGUGAUCUGCAUGUUUUAUUUGUAUUCUCCACACCUUUUAUGUGAACUAGUGGCAUUCUGUUAUGCCUCUUAGCUUGUUUCUUAAGCAGACCCUUUUGAAUGAAAAAAAACAACAGAAAGUAUCACAUGAAGCAGUGAGGUCAAAGAACAAGGUAAUAAUGUUUUCUCUUAUUUGUUUUAGCCACGGGCGGGGUACAUUUUGUUCAGGGCAUGGUUGACAUAAAUGAUGCAAUAAAAUGCUUUCUUUGAUACUGAUUAACUGGUAGAAAUGUAUUUGUAGUUUUGUACAUAUCGAAAGCUAAGGUUUCCAUUGGCAAGAAAUCCAAUAAUAUCUAACAUAGUUUAACUGGCUACGAUUGAUUAUAAUGAUGCUGCAACUGAACCUGGUUUCUUUUUAAAGUACCAGCCCUCUUGUAUGCUUGAAUUUGAUGGUUCUUCCAAAGCAAAUGGACAAGCAGGGGCAGGUGCUGUGCUUCGUGCCGAUAAUGGCAGUAUGACCUGUCGCCUGCGUGAAGGUUUGGGCACAGCAGACUCUAGCACUGCCGAAUAUCGGGCCAUUAUUUUGGGAUUGAAGUAUGCACUUCAGAAAGGAUUUACUCACAUUCGUGUUCGGGGUGACUCUAAGACAGUUUGCAUGCAGAUCCAAGAGCAAGUGAAAGUUAAAAGCCGAAGAAUUUCAACCUUGUGCGAGCAGGCCAAACAACUCAAGGCCAGGUUUCUAUCCUUCAAGAUAGAGCAUGUUUCGCGGAAAUUGAACACUGAAGCGGAUAAACAGGCAAGCUUGGCUGUCACACUCACUGAUGGCCACAUUGAAGAGGAGAUUGAGAAAUGAGGCAUGGGUCUGUAGUAUUUGGCUUUCAAGUAAACCAUUGAAUGUAAUUCAAGUAUGGCAAAAUUUGCAUUGCAUGAAUAUAUAUGGUGUCAAUGAAGCAUUAUUACCCCUUUUUGGACAGCCAUCAAUCAGGCCACAAUCGUAAAUUGUAACAACUCUUUUCUGUGUGUAUUUUUAGUUUUGUCUCCUUUUUUCUAUCACGAAUAUAAAACGUCAGGAGUCGUGUUCCAACAGAAGUCAAUCCAAAAAUUGCAUCCUCGUCUUAGCUAUACAUCCGGAAAUUAAUAAUUAAAAACUCAAUCAAGUCAUUCUAUUAUACUUACCUAUAUACAG